AUGUACAAUGUGUAUUAUAUAUACAACAUAAUUAAUCUAACUGCUCUAACUGCUCUGACUGCCAUGUACACUUCAGAUCCUGGAAUAUACACUUUUAGUCUCACAUGGCCUGAGAUUCAGAGCUUGACUCCUGCGAUUUCAAACCCCUUCAGGGUAUACAAUAUGUUCAGGAAUCCAAAUGAGAAAAAUUCUGGGAGGAUUAUCUCACUCUCUGAAUUCCUAAACUUGGCAAAUAACUCCACUUCUCUUUCCGGUGUUUUGAUCAGUGUAGAGAAUGCAGUGUAUCUGAGAGAGAAGCAAGGUCUGGACGUGGUUAAAGCGGUUCUUGAUACACUCAGGGAAGCUGGUUACAGCAAUGUAACAACCACAACAAAGGUCAUGAUUCAGUCAACGCACAGCUCGGUUCUUGUUGACUUCAAGAAAAAGAGCAAGUACGAAACUGUCUACAACAUUGGAGAAACCAUUCGUGAUAUUAGUGACUCUGCUAUCGAAGACAUAAAGAAAUUCGCUAAUGCUGUUGUCAUCACAAAAUCAUCGGUCUUUCCUGACUCUAAAGGGUUUGUCACGGGGCAAACAAAUGUUGUGGAGAGGCUUCGGAAGUCUAAGCUUCCGGUUUACGUGGAACUCUUUCAGAAUGAGUUUGUAUCUCAACCAUAUGACGAUUUUUCAGAUGCAACUGUUGAGAUAAACACAUAUAUCACUGGAGCUGGUAUCAAUGGAACCAUCACCGAGUUCCCUCUCACAGCUGCAAGAUACAAAAGGAACCAAUGUUUGGGCAGAAAAGAAACUCCAUCUUACAUGUCCUAUUUUGAACCAGGUAGCCUCUUAAGCCUUGUGAAUCCUACGUCCUUACCUCCAGCCCAAGCUCCAAGCCCGGUUUUCACAGAUGAUGAUGUCACUGAGCCACCACUACCCCCGCUUCAUGGCCUCUGUAGUACCCCGUUUAUCUGUGGAGAUCACAGUGGUCUCUUGUACCCUUUCUGGAUUCCUGGCAGAGAAGAAUGUGGGCACCCUGACUUCAGGCUCACCUGUAUCGGAGGAUUUGCAGAGGUUAAUAUCGCCUCGGUGAAGUUCAAAAUCUUAGAAGCAAACUACACCACUCAUAUCAUAAGACUUGCCAGAUCUGAUUUUAACGGCCACCUUUGUCCCCAAAAUCCUUCACGUGCCCCAUUAAACCAAACAUUCUCUUUAUUUUCACCUGACACCGAGCUCCUAGAAAUUUAUUACUCCUGCGGAGACUUUUCAUUCUCAACACCCUUUUACGAUCCAACUUACUUCAGAGAGCUUGGUUGUGAUGAUGAUGAUAUAUACGCUAGAAAAAGUUACUAUGUGACGAGAAACCUCUCGUCCCCUUUACUUGACGGAGUUAGAGACCUUUUAAGGGCUCUAAGGGUAUUGUGCACAAGCGUCAGUGUUCCUGCCUCCGGACCUGCUUUGAGAACACUACAUAGAUUUCAGACUUCAGAUAAUCUUAAGAAGGCGCUUGAAGAGGGUUUCGAGGUUGGAGUUAACCGAGAAUGUUACGUGUGCAUGGACUCUGGGGGUGCUUGUGGAUAUAAUCAAACCACAAGAGGGUUCAUAUGUUACUGUAGCAAUGGACCUCAUAGCCGUGCUUGCAGUUCCGGAAAGAGGAAUCAUGGUAAAAUGUUGUGUUUUCUCUCGAGUUUGAGUGUACUAGUAGCGGGUGUUCUUGUGGUAAUACUCAUAUCAAUUCUCCGAAAGAGAAAAGCAUCACAUGACAACAGAAAACUGAAUCUAAAGACUCUUAUUCCACUGAAACACUAUAGCUAUGCACAAGUCAAACGAAUCACAAACUCAUUUGCGGAAGUGGUUGGAGAAGGAGGGUUUGGAACUGUCUAUAGAGGAACUCUUUCUGAUGGUAGUAUGGUUGCGGUAAAGGUUUUAAAAGACUCUAAGUGUAAUGGUGAAGACUUUGUUAACGAAGUUGUGAGCAUAAGCAGAACUUCUCAUGUUAACAUUGUGUCCCUUCUUGGAUUCUGCUCCGAAGGUUCCAAGAGAGCAAUUGUUUAUGAACUUUUGGAAAACGGGUCUCUUGAUAGGUACAUAUCAAGAAACACCUCAAUGAGCAUGGAUUGGAUUGCAAUGCAUGGGAUCGCGCUAGGCAUUGCUCGUGGUCUAGAGUAUUUGCACUAUGGAUGCAAAACAAGGAUCGUGCAUUUCGAUAUUAAACCUCAAAAUGUAUUGUUGGAUGAGGAUCUUUGUCCUAAAGUGUCUGAUUUUGGACUUGCUAAACUUUGUAAGAAGAAAGAGAGCACCAUGUCACUGCUAGACAUGAGAGGGACAAUAGGUUACAUCGCACCAGAGAUGAUAUCUAGAGUUUAUGGGAGUGUUUCUCACAAGUCGGAUGUAUACAGCUAUGGAAUGUUAGUCCUCGAAAUGAUAGGAGCAAGGAACAAAACAUCAACUGAAGAUACGGCAUCUAACACAAGCUCGAUGUACUUUCCAGAAUGGAUCUACAAGGAUCUUGAGAAGGGUAACGAUGAAAGGGUUGUUGGUAAUGGAAUCAGCAACGAGGAAGAGCAGCUAGCAAAGAAGAUGACAUUGGUGGGUUUGUGGUGUAUUCAGUCUUCUCCAUCAGACCGCCCACCGAUGAAUAGAGUUGUGGAGAUGAUGGAAGGACGUCUUGAUUCUCUUGAAGUCCCUCCUAAGCCUGUUUGGCAAAUUCCUACGGCGCCUCUUGCUGAAACUUCUUGGAUUUCAGAGGAGAGUUCAAGCAUCACAAAUUGAAAAUCAGAACAAACAAAAGGCUUCCAAUGAAUUGUAAGCAAAAUGAGAGAGGUUAUGACUAUUAUUAACUUUAUCACUUUUAGUCAGAAGUUCUAUUUUACAAGUUCUAUGGUCUCUGAAAUUCAUGCAUCUAGUACUAUGUCAU
Molecule: messenger RNA, 2893 nt
Organism: Eruca vesicaria subsp. sativa (arugula)
Lineage: Eukaryota; Viridiplantae; Streptophyta; Magnoliopsida; Brassicales; Brassicaceae
Source: the annotation of a GenBank genome assembly